Dracunculus medinensis (Guinea worm) is the source of this 2010-nucleotide messenger RNA. NCBI's taxonomy places the organism in Eukaryota, Metazoa, Nematoda, Chromadorea, Rhabditida, Dracunculidae. The record is from the annotation of a GenBank genome assembly.
AUGUUUGUGGCUGAAAAGUGGCGCAUUCCUGAAUCUUUACUUUUGCUCCAGAAUUUUGAAUCAGAAAGCGCAUGGUUUUCUCGAGCUGCGAGCAAAUUAUCUGAAAGAUUUGGUAACGAGAGGCCCAAUAAUUUUUUCAAUGAUAAAUCUUGUAAGGAGGAGUUUGAUAGAAUUCUUUCUAGCAGCCAUCCUGAACAUUUCUUAAGGAAAAAGGGCGAAAAAUAUUCACAAAAGGAAUUGGUAAAAGCUUGGAUUGAUUUUAUGCAGAAACAACUGCGAGAAGAUUUGGUACGAGAAGGAGAGUUAUUGCUGAUCAAAUUACGUGAAAAAGCGAAUCUUUUCAAUCGAUUGUUUGCUGAUGAUUGCAGUAUGACCGAGGAGGAAAUUAAACGUUUAUUGGAUCAGGCAAGAGAGGAAGAUAGUAAGCGUGAUCAAGAAAUUGUUAGACAUGAGGUUGAAAUUGGUACUAAACGAAUUCAAGAAAUUCAACAGCUUCACAAGGAUGACCCUAAAAAACAUCCUCCGCCAAGAAUUCAUAUUCCUCCAUCACGUCCUAUUGAGAAUGAAACUGGCAAUCCACUUUCACCCAUUAAAUCUCUUUUUGAGGGAUUAAAUUCUUCAUUGCGAUCAUCAGCGCAAUCAGCGCAAUCAUCAGCUUCUCCAAUUUCAUCGGAUGAUUUGGGCAUAAUUGAUAAAGAGCCGAGAGGAAGGCGUCGUAAUUCACGCGCUGUUAAUGGAUCUGGUGCUGAUAUUGUGGCGAAUUUGCAACCAGAUACGUCAGCCCAUUCUUCUCGAAUUUCUGAUGAGGCUUCUUUGUCCAUUCUUCAGUGUGAUCAGCAAUCAGCAAAAUUGGAUCAGGUUGAUGAAUUUCCAUCUGUUUCUGUCAACGAUAGUAGUGAAAAUGAUGUUAUGCUUUCGCCCUUUGUUAAAAAUGAAAUUAAAGAAGAACCAUUUAAUAUGUUUAAGAGUCAGUCGAUAGAGAUGAUGGAUUCGUCUCAAGUUGGUGAAAUUCAGCCUUUUAUAACUAAGGGUAGAAAAAGAAAAACUGCAGAUAUAAACGAAUCACGUCGAAAAGGUGAAAUUCGUCCGAAAGGAAGACCUGCAAAAAGGAGAAGAUCAAAUCAAAGGCAUGGUGAAAGUGAUAUGUCGCUUGUCAAUAGUGAAGAUAUUUUGGAAAGCAAUAUAGAAGUUCAAUCAAGUCCUAAUUCGGAUUCUACAAAUAGUUUCAAGAUUUCUGAAACAAAAACUCGUCGCGAAACCUUGCGAAGUUCAGGGAAUCAGGAGAAAGGAAAGGUACGAACGCUUCGUGGCAAAGAUGACAAAGAAUCAUCAACAAAAUCUCAGGAUAAGCGUAGGAUCUCGGAUAGAAGUAAUGCUAGUAAAUCAUCCAGCAAAAGUGAUGCGCGAAAUACGCAGACGCAUAACCGCAAAUAUUCUAAAAAGAGCGAAGCUGACGAAAUUGCUUUGGAGCAAAAGGCUUUAAUGAUUACAGCUUGGCGUAUGAUAUCAAGCCAUCGUCACGCAGCAAUUUUUGCUCAUCCUGUAUCUGAUCGAGACGCUCGUGGUUAUUCUAUCGCAGUUAAAAGCCGGAUGGAUUUGGGUACCUUAAAAAAACAAUUAGAUACUGGUGAUGUACACGAUAUGCUCGAAUUUAAACGUAGAAUUCUAUUAAUGUUUGCCAAUGCUGUCAUGUUCAACAGUACUGGUCAUGAUGUUAAUAUUUACUCCAAGGAAAUGGCAAAUGAUUCCAUUAAAUCACUGAAAAGACUAGCUAAAGAUGUCUUGUAUGUAAAAGGUGGUGCUCAUAUAACGCGUCGAAGUGCAGCAUUUGCCGCGGAAGAGGCUUUAUUGGAACGGCGAAAAUUUGUUGGUCCGCGGACCUCAAACGUUGGAAGUGUUGAUGAUGACUACAUUCGUGAUAAAGAAGCGGAUGAUAGUAUUCGCAGCGAUGAUUCAAAUAUAUUAAAAACAUCAGCUGCAAAAUCGAUGAAAAAAUUAAAUGACGUUUGA